Arachis duranensis is the source of this 1236-nucleotide messenger RNA. RefSeq lists its product as uncharacterized. The record is from RefSeq and is a predicted model, not a curated record. Gene Ontology annotation, molecular function: 2 iron, 2 sulfur cluster binding; nitrite reductase [NAD(P)H] activity. Lineage: Eukaryota; Viridiplantae; Streptophyta; Magnoliopsida; Fabales; Fabaceae.
AAUGAAUAAAAUGGUGCCAAGCAUUAACACUACAAUUGUGGUUCAUAAUUCAUAACUUAUUGGCUAUUGCAUUAUCCUCUCUGUGUGGUGCUGCUUCAUGACUUCACUUUCUCUCUCACACACACACCUUCCUCCUUCCACUGAUGGCCAUGGCCACCACCAAUCCUUUCUCCCUCUCUUCCUCCAAAUCCCACUUUCCCGCUCCUUUCUCUUCUUCUCCUUCUCGCAACCGCAAACACCCCUUUCUUCUCUGCCACCGCCAUCACACCAACUCUCUUCUGCUCUGCUACUACCCUAGGUCUUCUUCUCGCCGACGAGUGGCGUGCAAGGCCGCCCAGGUUUCCAUCGCGGAGGAGUCCUCGUCGUCGGGAGGGGAGAAUUGGGUGCCGGUGGUGCCGCUGGGGGCUCUGCCGAAGGGGGAGCGGCGCGUGAUAAUACAGGAGGGAGAGACGAUUCUGCUGCUUUGGUACAAAGAUGAGGUCUUUUGCUCAAUGCCAAGCUCACGCAGGAUGGAUGCAUAGUUUGCCCAACAACUGAUAGCACAUUUGAUCUAAGAACAGGAGAAAUCAAGGAAUGGUAUCCCAAAAAUCCUGUUCUGAGAGUUCUCACGCCUGCUCUCAGGUCACUCUUUGUGUAUCCUGUGAAAACAGAUGAACAGAAUAUAUAUAUCAGCAUGAGAGGAGGUGUGACAUCUGACGCCUCGGCCGAAAUUGUCUUUAGUGGGAAGGCUCAACCCGGUUUAACAGCGAGCGAUGUCAAUGUCGAUGAGGUUAGAAUGGUUGUUGACGAGGAUUCAGAGGGAUUUGGUUUUACUGGUAAAAAUGAAUUGAUAAAUGGGAAAGCAGCUGUUAUUGGCUUCCUUUUGUUGUUGGAUUUUGAGUUAUUAACAGGCAAGGGUCUUUUGAAGGGAACAGGCUUCUUGGACUUCAUAUAUUCAGUAUCUAAUGCUCUCAACUAGAUAUUGUCAUUGUUGUCGUCAUCACCGUCACCAUUUAUGUGCAUUUCCAAGACAUAGCAACAUUAUACAUUUAUAAUUAUAUCCUUUUUUUUGUCAUCACAAUUUGCUUUGGGACACCCUAUAUCUCAUAGUGUAUAUCUGCAACCUUUCUUUCUUUUUCUUAUUUUUUGUUCCCUCUUAACUCACUUUCUGCCUCAAUGUCACUGAUUGUACACUACUCAUAAUUUGUAAUUCAAAAGGUGACAAAGUGAUUCCAGAGUUUGUGUUUUUUAUCCUUA